Messenger RNA from Cryptomeria japonica (Japanese cedar), 1064 nucleotides. Its product is annotated as ATP-dependent Clp protease ATP-binding subunit ClpA homolog CD4A, chloroplastic-like. Gene Ontology annotation, biological process: cellular response to heat. The record is from RefSeq and is a predicted model, not a curated record. The coding region runs from base 215 to 922 and encodes 235 amino acids. Lineage: Eukaryota; Viridiplantae; Streptophyta; Pinopsida; Cupressales; Cupressaceae. Gene Ontology annotation, cellular component: cytoplasm. The transcript has a single exon. Gene Ontology annotation, molecular function: ATP binding; protein binding; ATP hydrolysis activity.
ACAAGCAGAGGAAGGCAAACUUGAUCCAGUAGUUGGGAGGCAGCCACAAAUUGAAAGAGUUACACAAAUAUUGGGACGCCGCACAAAGAACAAUCCUUGCCUUAUUGGUUAGCCUGGAGUAGGAAAGACAGCUAUUGCUGAGGGACUUGCUCAAUGAAUAGCUUCAGGAGAUGUUCCAGAAACAAUUGAGGGUAAAAAGGUUAUUACUUUAGACAUGGGGUUACUUGUUGCAGGUACCAAGUAUCGUGGAGAGUUUGAGGAAAGACUAAAAAAAAAACUUAUGGAUGAAAUCAAACAGAGUGAUGAGAUCAUACUCUUCAUAGAUGAAGUCCAUACUUUAAUUGGAGCAGGUGCAGUAGAAGGGGCAAUUGAUGCGGCCAAUAUCCUAAAACCAGCUCUCGCACGAGGUGAACUACAGUGCAUUGGGGCAACCACCUUGGAUGAAUAUAGAAAACACAUUGAAAAAGAUCCCACUCUAGAGAGAAGAUUUCAACCCGUACAAGUGCCAGAACCAACUGUAGAUGAGACGAUACAGAUAUUGGCAGGACUACGUGAACGAUAUGAACUUCAUCAUAAGCUUCGUUACUCUGAUGAGGCUUUAGAGUGUGCUGCCAAAUUAUCACAUCAAUACAUCAAUGAUCGUUUCCUCCCUGACAAAGCAAUUGAUCUAGUUGAUGAGGCUGGCUCUCAUGUGCACCUCCGCCAUUCACAGCUUCCUGAAGAAGCAAAAGAACUUGACAAAGAACUGAGGCAGAUUACAAAAGAGAAGAAUGAAGCUGUUCGAGGCCAAGAUUUUGAAAAGGCUAGAGAGCUACGGGAUCGUGAGAUGGAACUGAGGGCACACCGUUUGCAGGAGGAGUAUACUAUGGCAAACUUAAAUUUCCACCUGAGUACCCAUGUAAGCCUCCAGGCAUCAGCAUGAUUACACCAAGUGGGCGCUUUGCAACUCAAAAGAGGAUAUGCAUGUCUAUGAGUGAUUUUCAUCCAGAAACAUGGAAUCCUAUGUGGUCUGUCUCAAGCAUUCUAACAGGACUUCUUUCCUUCAUGAUGGACAACAGCCCAAC